Orbicella faveolata is the source of this 2738-nucleotide messenger RNA. RefSeq names its product ryncolin-1-like. The record is from RefSeq and is a predicted model, not a curated record. Lineage: Eukaryota; Metazoa; Cnidaria; Anthozoa; Scleractinia; Merulinidae.
GGGGCGAAAUAGGUCAGUUGACUCACUAAGUAGUACAGCGGACAGACAGCAGGACUUAUAUUACCAAUAGGCCACCCGUGGCUGUUUAAAUACACAGACACCUUUCAAUAAAUUUCACUUCUCAUUGUUACAUUAGCAUCAGAAAUGAAUACAGAGAUCUGCAAAGUCUGUUGAAACUUCUGUUUAAUUCUUGGAAGCUCGUCUAAACGUGACGGCCAUAGUGCUAGAAAAGGGUCCUGACUACAAUAAGGCGUGACUUUGCAAGGCAAGGCAGUUUAAGAUGUGAAUUGAAUUCGAAAUUACAGCUCCAUUACUGAGCAACCCCACUUAGCAAUGCAUGUAUGUCUGUUCGUUCAUAAACACCUCCCUGGAGAGAAUGAUUUAAAAGCAUGCAGACAUCGCUGUUGAAGUAAUUAUCUGUUGUUAAAAUCUCCCAUACCCUUUGCACUAUCACAUCUUUCUCGCGGGACGGGAAUUCGGCGUCGAAGAAACCAGAAAUCGGAAAACGUCAGUUAUUUCGUGAAAGAGGAUAUAAUGACUCCGGCAACCUUUUGGCUAUUAAUGCUGCUGGCGACAGUGCUUACCGUGGCCGAAACUGCAGAGCGGAAAAAGGCUCGGGUUUUACCAAAAGAUUGCUCCGAAGUUAAAAAACUUCAAAAUAGAGUGUACCGGAUAUAUCCAGAUGGUACAAGAGCCAAACGGAUUGCAGUUUACUGCGACAUGGAAACAGACGGUGGUGGUUGGACCGUGUUUCAAAGAAGGGAAAAUGGUGACCUUGAUUUCCAUCGCAUGUGGGAGGAAUACAAACGCGGCUUUGGCAAGGUGGGAAAGACGUCAGACUUCUGGCUUGGAAAUGAUAACAUUCAUCUGUUGACAGUUAAUCGAUCGAUCAGCCUAAGGGUGGAGUUGGAGAGUUGGAGGAACCCGCAUACUAAGUUUUAUGCCACAUAUCAGCAUUUCAGUGUUGGUGACGAGAAAUCAAAUUACAAAUUGGAGGUGAGUGGGUAUGGUGGAACGGCAGGGAAUGCUCUCAGUUUCCACAACUCUAUGCCCUUCUCUACCGAGGACAAGGAUAAUGAUCCGUCCAACCAUAACUGCGCGAAGAUCUAUAGAGGUGGAUGGUGGUUCAACACUUGCCUUGUCUCUAAUCUGAAUGGAAAAUACUUGGAGAAAGAAACAACUCACGGUCCAGGGAUCGUUUGGUUUAAGGGGAAGCUUAAGUUUAAGUCCUUGAAGCUCAGCGAAAUGAAGUUACGCCCUGUUAACUAGGGCCAAAGACAAGGGUAAUACUGACUUAAGUAAAGAAAAUAACUGGUCUCUAGGGCUUACAACAGGCAAUUUAGCCGUAGUGAUUUUUGAACAGGGAGCUUAAGCAAACCACGACGGCAACGAGAACGACAAAAAGCAGAAAAUUUCAUGAGCAGAACAACGGUCAUGUAAGGCUUGUAACAGUUCUUCAGAUUACAAAAGGGACUUUGUCUGCAAGAUGACAAACUCUGCUUGAAAUGAACAAAGCUGGGUAUUUUGAAGAACAUGAAUCACGACGCAAAGUUUUCGCUGGCAUUAUAACCAAUGGCACUAGAGUUUUAGCUCGAACAAAGUUUUAGACCGAUAGAAGUACUCAACAGGAUCCAGCUAGCAACGUACAAAAAAAUUCUUAAUUCACUUUUUUUGCUAGGCGUCGUCCUCGGCGUCGACGUCGCCAUUUCUUGAGCUCCCUAUGAAUAUUUUAAGAGUGUUCAGUAUAAUCGAGGGGUGAGCAUAGAAACAUAUUGAGUGUUGUAAACCAAUUUAAUGAAUAAAGAUUAAUUGUAAAAGGCCCCAGGCAUCUAUCAAGAUACUGCAAUUAAGCUUCAGCUUUUGAAAAUGAACUUAAACAAGAAAGGGGGAGGAAAAAUCGAGAGAGGCUAGGUAAUACUCAAUGCAUGACUGAUUUCAGUGAAAAUUCGUGGCUUAGUGAUCGUGAACCAAUACAAAAUGGAAUAACCUCUCGUCGGGUGCAUUCUUAUAAACUCAACCACCACAAUAAAAUUCCAUAUAAAAGAGGCAAAUGUGAUCGAUACGAUCUUUAAGGUAGAUCAGGUCAAUUUUGCCACACAAGAGGCAACAAUGUACACAAUUAUAUAAACAAAGAAAAGGUCAAAACUCGUUAAAUGACAACUAGUUCAUGUCAUUACGGCUAGCUCACUUUGAAAACGUACCCCAAGAGGUCCCACUGAUAAGUGGCUACAGAUGGAAAUACGAAUGAAACACCCUAGGCGAUGCUAAAACACAAUUUGCAAUCCCUGGUGGCUAAACUGGAACAGACCAUUCUCUCAUAUAGAGUCGCCGGGCUCUUCGGUCAGCGGCUGGUUGGCAGGAAACACUUUGAUGGUCAACCGCUGUCCUAGGAACCUGAGCACUAGAUACCAUCGGUAAAAAUUUUAUGAAUAUCACUUCAAGUAAUGUCUAUUUUAUUACAUCUAGUAACAAUUCAGAUAUGAAAAAAUUCAAUUGCUAAAUAGCAAAUUUCGUCACAAACAAUUCUUAUCAUCUGAUGGACCUGUUCUGCUACUAUUUCACAAUCAUUGUUUUAGUAUUUCAUCUCAGUUUUCUAAUGAGAAUUACCAUGCAUUUCGACAUAAACUUCUGGCCAUCUAUUAAAACUAUUUAAUCGCUUUUUCCAUAUUACAUAACCUUUAAAUUUCGCUUUGUGCAUGUUGCAGGAACUAAUUUCACUGCUCUACGUUUGGAAAAUG